GGAGUUAGUUUAAAGAACAAGUCAACUAAAACCCUGAUCUUCCUUAAACCCUAACAACCGCCAUUGUUAGGGUGCGUUCCAGGUCAAUUCUCUCUCUCUAGAAUCUUUCAUCAAUCAAAUCAAGACCCAUCUACAUAUUCACAAAUCCAAGCAAUCCAUCUUCUCCGAUCUCAAAAGGCCCCGGAAAAUCAAUGGCAAAUCCAUCAGAAAACAAGCCCUCAACUCGCCACUACCACCCCUAUCAAAGCCUCAACACCCCAAUCCACAAGCUCUACGAGCUACCCACUUCGCCUGAGUAUCUUUUCCACGAAGAAGCUGCGGUUCAGAGGCGCUCUUGGAGCGAGAAUCUGCAGUAUUACACCGGGUCGGGUUAUUUAUCCGGAGCUAUAAUUGGGGGUAUGAAAGGGACAGUUGAGGGGAUCAAGUCUGCGGAGACAGGCGAGUCGUUGAAGCUCAGGAUUAACCGGGUUUUGAAUUCGGGUGGGCAUACGGGUCGGAAAUUUGGCAACACUCUGGGUGUUCUUGGGCUGCUUUUUUCAGGGUUGGAGAGUACUGCUUUGCAUUUCAGGGGGACUGAUGAUUUGCUUAAUAGUGUGGUGGCUGGACUGGGAACUGGGGCGCUUUAUCGCGCUACGAAAGGAGCUAAAUCUGCUGUUCUUGCUGGUGCUAUUGGUGGAUUGGCUGCUGGUGCUGCUGGGAUUGGUAAGCAAGCGAUUAAGCGAUAUGUUCCGAUUUAAAAAUUCAUAAUGUGGCCGUGGCUGGAGUCAUUUAAUUGUUGGUUAGGGAGGUUUGAUCAAAGAAUUUGUUCGUGUUCUUGUUGUCUGGUUUUGUUAUGGAGACUGAAUUUGUUGACUUGUCGGUGUUUGUGAUGAAUUUUAUGAAAUACGUAGCAAAAUAUUAAUGGAAAGAGUAAAUUCUUGGUA
Daucus carota subsp. sativus is the source of this 923-nucleotide messenger RNA. RefSeq names its product mitochondrial import inner membrane translocase subunit TIM23-2. Gene Ontology annotation, biological process: protein import into mitochondrial matrix. The transcript has a single exon. Gene Ontology annotation, cellular component: TIM23 mitochondrial import inner membrane translocase complex; mitochondrial inner membrane. Gene Ontology annotation, molecular function: transmembrane protein transporter activity. The record is from RefSeq and is a predicted model, not a curated record. Bases 192 to 737 code for a protein of 181 amino acids. Lineage: Eukaryota; Viridiplantae; Streptophyta; Magnoliopsida; Apiales; Apiaceae.